CCAUCUCUAGCUGUGCUCCAUCUCCAUCUCUAGCUGUGCUCCAUCUCCCUCUCUAGCUGUGCUCCAUCUCCAUCUCUAGCUGUGCUCCAUCUCUAGCUGUGCUCCAUCUCCCUCUCUAGCUGUGCUCCAUCUCUAGCUGUGCUCCAUCUCCCUCUCUAGCUGUGCUCCAUCUCUAGCUGUGCUCCAUCUCCAUCUCUAGCUGUGCUUCAUCUCCAUCUCUAGCUGUGCUCCAUCUCCCUCUCUAGCUGUGCUCCAUCUCCAUCUCUAGCUGUGCUUCAUCUCCAUCUCUAGCUGUGCUUCAUCUCCAUCUCUAGCUGUGCUCCAUCUCCAUCUCUAGCUGUGUUCCCUCUCGUGCUCCCUCUCUAGCUGUCCUCCAUCCUCCUUCGCUAUGGCUUUCCCUGACAUGUGAAUUGGAAGGCUAUAGCCUACACUUGACUGAUAUCACAUGAUUACAGAUAUUUAUAUGAAACUACCAUAAAAGGAGCGGAGUGUUAACGCGAUGUGGUGAUUCUCUCUAAUGACGUAGAAACCAAUCUGCCCAGCCAUACUCUAUAAAUACCCGCGCCGAAGCUCCUCUCCGCACACUGCAACGCGCCACUGCAACGCAUCACAUGGUGAAGCAACAGGUGUAACAGACCUGUAACAACAGACACCCCGGAUGAUCCCCGUGCCUGGAAGGAACAUGGAGGUGAACACAGCAGAGAAAGUAGUCUACCUUUCCGUUGAUGGCACCGCCGACACGUUCAGCUCUUGCGCAACUGCCGGGCAUCCACAGAUCCAGCUCAACAUGGACGAUCAUGUUGAACAAACGAUUUCCAACCAGCUUCCCAAUGUUAAAGUCACAGGUGUCAACUGUCAAUCACCUACAAUCCUCAUGCGAUACAAAAAGGUCUCGAGCAUGACCAGGGCGAGUAAAGGGAUCUUUAAAACGGUCACUGAGCACUGGAGACACACGGACAAGAAGACGAGGGUGGUCCGGUCUUCCAGCACGGGGACCACUCAGCCUACAUCCUCGGAAAUGUUCCCCAAAAGAAGAUCAUUCGACCCGCUAGCGACGUUGACCCUCCCGGACCAGACUGCAUGCACCGCGCCACUGGAGGAGAUGCGCCUCACCAAGCCCCGUAACUGCCGGCGCGUUGUAGUACUCGGCGCGCCUAGAGUGGGCAAGACGAACAUUCUCAGGCGGUUCCUGCGCGGCGGGUUCGAGGAACAGUACGAGCCCACGGCAGAAGACUUCCACAGGAAGUUGUACCAGAUCCGAGGAGAAACCUAUCAGAUUGAUAUCCUGGACGCAGCGAAGGAGAGAGACUUCCCCGCCAGACGGAGGCUGUCCAUACUGACAGGUGACAUAUUUCUCCUGGUGUUCAGUGUGGAUGACAGAGACUCCUUCAAAGAGGUGCACGCACUGCGCAAAGAGAUCAUAGCAGCCAAGACCAAGCUGAUGAAGCUCAAAGAGAAUGCCCGGGUUCCCAUAGUGAUAUGCGGCAACAAAGUGGACUUAGAGGCGGAGAGGGUCAUCAGUCGCCCGGAGAUGUUCCGAGCUCUUGGGGAGGACACGGCGCUCUUCGAGACAUCAGCCAAAGACACUACCAGUCUAGAAGAGAUGUUCCGAGCCCUUGUCAAGCUAGGCGGUCUCCCUACCGAGACGCGUCCGUCGCAGCACCGCGAGAUCUCCAUACGUACCUACCAGGCGCUGAGCACCAGCAGAAGCCGUUGCGGCAGACGGAGCCGUGCGUUGGUUCCAGACGCGCCCUGCGGUGCGGUUUAUCCACUGGCCCGCCGCCCCAGCUUUAACAGCGACCUACAGCUGGUAAUGGGCCCCAGCCCCACUAAACGGAGCAAACCCAUAGAGAAGUGUCAAAUUCAAUGAAUUGAGGGACUUCUCAGUACAAUACACAUAUUGUAGUAUUACAAUAUAUAACCACAAUGUCAAGAGUUAUACUCUGCUUUAGGCUACUGGCUGGACCAGUCGAGCCAACUGUGUAAAUGUAGAUUUUAUUUGUGUACUGUGAAAUAAUUAAAAAAAUAUAUUAUCA
This is a messenger RNA of Oncorhynchus keta (chum salmon), 2036 nucleotides long. RefSeq names its product dexamethasone-induced Ras-related protein 1-like. Bases 659 to 1870 code for a protein of 403 amino acids. NCBI's taxonomy places the organism in Eukaryota, Metazoa, Chordata, Actinopteri, Salmoniformes, Salmonidae. The transcript has 2 exons. Gene Ontology annotation, molecular function: GTPase activity; GTP binding. The record is from RefSeq and is a predicted model, not a curated record.